CAGCUAAGCACUGGUUUCAGUGCCCCAGAGAAACUGGUGCUACCCAGUGAACCUCCAGCCUCCGCCUUGUCCAGCGUGCUCCCUGUGCCAGAGACUGAGCCAAGCCACCAGACUAUCUUGCCCCCUUCCACGGACACUGCCCUCACAAGUGCCUUAGAGUCGCCUAGAGCCCUUGAGCCAGCCCGGCAAGGAGAACAGGAGGCCCCCGCAGGGCAAGAAGCCAGCGGUUCCCACUCUCCCCACAAGCGGCUCAGGUGUAGCCUGGAAGAACUGAACGGGGACUCUGCCAGCAGCCUUCCACGAGGAUCACUCCGGGGCAGCAAGACUGGACGGCGGGGGGGUGGGCGGGGGCGGGGAAGGCGCCACUUCAAUGGCCAACUUCCUGAGUUGGGCGCAGGACAUUUGUCGCAUCCCACCUGGCGUUGCAACGGGGAAAUGGUGGCUAGCAGUGCAGAAACCCAAGCAGGUCCUUUUGCUGUUCAGGAGAUAAAGGGACCUCCAGGUAGGCGACCAGCCCGCCGUGGCCGAAGGAGGAAAAGCAGUGGUGUCCGGCCCAGUGCCCGACCUGAGACUACACGGAUUCGGGGUCCUAGCAUUGAUCCAGGGUCCAGCCCAUUGGUUGACUACACUGUUGCUCGCCGUCCUCGGCCUGGCCGGCCUGUGAAAAACAGGAGGAGGAAAUUGGCCACAUAACACUGCCUGGAACCAAGGGGUCUCCACCACUGUCCACUCUUAAACAAAGAGAGCUUGGGACAUCUGUCUCUCCCCAUCCAUGAUCCCCUUCCAUCUCCGGGGCCCAGCCUACGGGCGUAGCCCAAAGGAGGGGAGGAAAUACCAGCAAAAGGAUCGGUUGUUGCUGACGGCUCUGAGCAUCUUGACCAUGAAUGUGUUUUAAGCUUCACCACUUGCCUGGAUUCCGGAAUCUUUUGCCAGAGGGAUCUCUAAAAGCACACGGUGCAGCUCUGGUCUCAGCAUUUUUUUUUUGGAAUGGGUGGGGUGGGGUUUGCUGUCAGGAGGAGGCUAAGGGGGAGAGGGGAGAGGGCCACGCCCAUAGCACUUCUUGAAGCCAUGUUUGUAACGUUCCUCUUGGUGGUGCAGGAGACCCUCCUGCCCUUGCUUUUGUGUCUUCCCCCACCCCUGGUGAGAUUCCCCUAUGGUUGGGUCCCCCCGAAACCUCAGAAAGGAGUAGCAAGGGCCGUGUCCUCCUGGAGGGGGACGACGCCCUUUCACUUCCCACCUUACCUCAGGCCUGCGUGCACCGCACACGGGUGAGAACCGGCUCAGGGUUUUAGUACAAGAAUCAGUUGCUUCUUCUCUCUGCCUUGCCAAACACACACACACACACACACACUCUUUCUCUGUCACACACACGCAGGUAAGCUUGGUCCUGAUCCCAGUGGCCAAGGUACAAAGCAAUAAGGAAAAUAAGCCACGUUAAGUUCAAGGAAAAAUCCUAUUCAGUUUUCCAAGAAAUUUCUUCCCUUCCCUCCCAAUGCAGCCUCUCUGCCUCUAUUUAUAUGCUACUCAAAGACGGCAACAAUACGCCACACCCUGAAUGGUGACUUAGCCUGUUCUAUUCUCCUCUUCAAGUCCAGUUGCAACUCUGGGUCUGUAAGAGUCUCAAGUGCAUCCUUCUUCCCUACACAAAAAUACCCCUAUUUGUUUUUAAACUAUAUAUUAUUUCCUUGUAUUUCCCUUUUUU
Thamnophis sirtalis is the source of this 1702-nucleotide messenger RNA. Lineage: Eukaryota; Metazoa; Chordata; Lepidosauria; Squamata; Natricidae. The record is from RefSeq and is a predicted model, not a curated record.